AUGCCUAAAGCCAGUGCUACCAAGAUCUUUUCCCUUUCAAUCCUCUCCUUCCUCACUACCGCUUCUGCCUACACCACCGCAGGUUGCUAUAGCAGUGCCGGCCAGCUAACCUCGGCGGGCACAUAUCAAUUCCAAUCCGAGGGCUACUGCCAGCAAAUCUGCACGAAGCAAAACAAGCCCGUCUUUGCCCUCCACAAUGGCGACGAAUGCUACUGCGGCGACUCCCUGCCUCCUUCAACAGCGAAGGUCUCUUCCACCCAAUGCCAGACCCCUUGCUCGGGAUUCCCUUCUGAAACUUGCGGCGGCGCCAAUGCAUGGCUAACCAACAACUCCACCACUGUCUCGGAGUCCACCAGCGACGACAAACUUGUCACAGAACUGAAACGUGAAUCCACCGAUAACGUCGAGAACGGCAUCGUGAUUGCCCCAGAGUCCGAUGACUCCGACUCGUCCUCGGGAUCCUCCAACUCCUCCCCUGAUACCAUGAAAGUCAACCCUACCAUGGUGGAGACCGGUAUCCCCAUCGCCAGCUCCGCUGCAGACGGAGGUGCAGCCAAGUCUACUGUCCCGAGCGUAAUCCUUACCGCACCGUCCAUGACGGGCGUCACUGUCCCUGCUACUGGUGCUGCUGCGGCCUCGUCGAUGGUUGUUGCUGCCUCGUCUGCUUCUGCGUCUGCAACCGCUACUGCGUCCGGAGCGGCGAGCAGUGGCUCGGCUGCCGCGAGCCCAUCAACUAGUGCAGGUGCUGCUGCUGCUGCUGCUGUCGCCGGUGCUCCUGCUAGUGGGAUGAUCGGGGGUGUGGUUAUGGCGGCAGUUGUUGCGCUCGGACUGUAG
Aspergillus piperis CBS 112811 is the source of this 834-nucleotide messenger RNA. Its product is annotated as WSC domain-containing protein. The record is from RefSeq and is a predicted model, not a curated record. The transcript has 2 exons. Lineage: Eukaryota; Fungi; Ascomycota; Eurotiomycetes; Eurotiales; Aspergillaceae. Bases 1 to 834 code for a protein of 277 amino acids.